Molecule: messenger RNA, 1597 nt
Organism: Folsomia candida
Lineage: Eukaryota; Metazoa; Arthropoda; Collembola; Entomobryomorpha; Isotomidae
Product: cuticle protein
Exons: 11
Coding region: 147-1319 (390 amino acids)
Cellular component (GO): extracellular matrix
Source: RefSeq, a predicted model, not a curated record
GCCUGGCUGGAGUGACCAAAUUAGCAGCAAAGUUGAAAGAGCUAUAAAAGCAAAGGGAUUAAAUUUUUAUUGGUACAGUCGACAAGUGUAAGCCUUCCUUUGAAAAGAGUCUCUCUUCUAAAAAAUAAAUUAUAUAUUUAAAAAACAUGUUGGGACAGAUCGUUAUCGUAUGCGCCGUGGCGUCGCUUGCAUCUGCAGGAGUUGUUAGUCCCCCGUUCGGUUAUGCCGCUGCUCCUCUGGCCUACGCCGCUCCAGCGGUUGCCAAAGUUCACGCACCAUUGGCAUAUGCUGCUCCAGUAGCUAAAGCCGUCGUUGCUGCACAAGACUUUGACUACAACCCACAAUACAGUUACGGUUAUUCCGUCCAAGAUGGUUUGACCGGAGACGCCAAGGGACACCAAGAAACCAGAAAUGGAGACGUUGUCCAGGGACAAUACUCUCUCGUCGAGCCCGACGGUGCCGUCCGAACUGUCACCUACACCGCUGAUGACGUCCACGGAUUCAACGCUGUCGUCGACCGAUCUGCCCCCGCCGUCACCAAAGCCGUCGUCGCUGCCCCAGUCGCCAAGGUUCACGCCGCCCCACUCGCUUACGCCGCUCCAGUAGCCAAGGUCCACGCUGCACCUUUGGGAUAUGCCCACGGAGGACCUCAACUCGUCCGAGCUUAUAACUACAUGUGUCAGCUUCUCACAAGGAACUUUUUCUUCCAUUUACAAAGACAUUUCGGAGUCAAUCUUCGUGCCCACACAAGCAUCAAAAUGAUCAAGGCUGUUGCUCUCCUCGCUUUCGUCGCCGCCGCCAACGCCGGAGUUUUGGCCCCAGCCGCCGUCGGAUAUGCUGCCCCCGCUUACGCAGCUGCCCCCGUCAUCGCCAAGGCCGCCGUUGCCGUCCAACCAGAGCCAUAUGACCCCCACCCACAAUACAACUACGGAUACUCCGUCUCCGACGCUUUGACCGGAGACUCCAAGACCGCCUCCGAGACCCGUGAUGGCGACAGCGUCCAAGGCCAAUACUCCCUCGUCGAGCCCGAUGGUGCCAUCCGAACCGUCACCUACACCGCUGACCCCGUCCACGGAUUCAACGCCGUCGUCGACCGAUCUGCCCCAGCUGUGACCAAGGCCGUCGUUGCUGCCCCAGUCGCCAAGGCCGUCGUUGCCCACGCUGCCCCACUCGCCUAUGCUGCCCCAGCUGUCCGAGUUGCCCACGCCCCACUCGCCGUCGCCCACGCCGCCCCACUCGCCGUUGCCCACGCCGCCCCAGCUUUCGGUCACCCAGCCGCUGUCGGUUACGGACACGCCGCCGGAGUUUACCACCAUUAAGUAAUUUCUCCACCGAAGCAAUUAACUAGCUAAUUAAUUUAUUUCCGUCCGUUAAAUAUCGCCGCUGUCACCUCCUCAUCCGACUUCUUCCAUUAUUAUUUGUUAUUGGAUAAGAGAAGCCCUUACUGUUUUAUCUGUCGAGUUUGUCUUGUCAAUUCUGUGCAAUGUCGCAGGAAUCAAUCGUCCUAUGAAAAUAUCAAAUUGAAACUAUCCUACAAAAUCUGUCCAUAGUUCAAUCUCCUUGAUUCAAAGUCAAUAAAAUGAAACAAAAAUAUUUA